Molecule: messenger RNA, 813 nt
Organism: Podospora anserina S mat+
Lineage: Eukaryota; Fungi; Ascomycota; Sordariomycetes; Sordariales; Podosporaceae
Exons: 1
Coding region: 1-813 (270 amino acids)
Biological process (GO): proteolysis
Cellular component (GO): extracellular matrix
Molecular function (GO): metalloendopeptidase activity; zinc ion binding
Source: RefSeq, a predicted model, not a curated record
AUGCUUGGCAGGGUCUUGUCCACCCAUGCAGCCAAUAAUCUCUCCGCCUUGCCAGAUGCACCCCUCCAUUGCGUGACCCAAGGGCACGGCAGCGACGGCGCGUUCCGAGCCCAGAUUGGCCUGCCAGGACACCAAGUACCACGCUGGGCUGCCGGGACAAAGCUCCGCUAUGUCAUUUGUGCCGAGACGUUUCCCCAUCCCGAGGACGCAGCCCUUGCAGCGAGCAACCUCGCCCAGGCCAUCGACCAGUUUGCAGAUGUUCCCGUCACCUUUGAGGAGGUGACCCGCAACACCAAGGCCCACUUCCGCGUGGUCUACAAGGAUCCCGUCUGCGCAGACGAAGCCAACGUCCUUGCAAGCGCCUUCUUCCCCAACAGGGGACCCCGCAACACACGCACUCUUCACAUCUACGCCCUGGCUUUCCGCAAAAGGCACAUCGGAAGCCAGGUGCAGGUUCUCGCCCACGAGGUUGGCCAUAUCUUGGGUCUGAGGCACGAGUUUGCCCCGGAGUCAGCAGAAUGCCGCUCGUUUACCUACGGCCGCCGCAACCCCGAUAGCAUUAUGAGUUACCCCGCCGAUUGGAGCACAGCCAAGGUGACGCAGCAGGACAUUGAUGAGCUGAGGGGUUUAUACUUGGACACACGCCUAUUUCUCCAGGACGACGCCGGUGAUGACUGGCACUUCCAAACCAUCACCCCGCGCCCGUUUUUGUACCCUUACGAGAACACGCGCAGAAACUGGGGCUUUAUGGCAGCCUUCUGGUCGUUUAGGCGGUUCCAGAGGCACCAACAGGGAAAUGCCACCGCACGUUAG